Molecule: messenger RNA, 1768 nt
Organism: Lepisosteus oculatus (spotted gar)
Lineage: Eukaryota; Metazoa; Chordata; Actinopteri; Semionotiformes; Lepisosteidae
Source: RefSeq, a predicted model, not a curated record
UCUCACCCACGCUCCCACUCGGGGGACCCUCACGAACCCCCUUUUCCCUCCUUCGUCGUGCUCCCGAGUCGCUAGGGGGACCGUGUGUGUGGUCGCCCAUCUCCCUCCCCGGCUGUGCUUGAGUGUGUGUGUGUGUGCCGUGCCGUGCCGUGCCGUGGGGGAGUGUGUGUGUGUGUGAGAGAGGAGAGUGAGAGUGGGCCGGCCGGCCGCCACAUCUGCUGUGUCUCUCUGGGCGCCGCGUAGCAGGGAUGUUGCAACAGCAGCCGCCGCAGACCGGCAGCGGGCCCGCAGGCCGGGGCCUCAAUUUGAGCGCCCACCCGGCGCUGCACCCGCGCAACCCGGGACACCCGGGCCACCGGGGCCCCGGCGGCGCAGGGGAGGACGGCGGCGGGCCGGAGAGCCGCCGGGACAUCGGAGACAUCCUGCAGCAGAUCAUGACCAUCACCGACCAGAGCCUGGACGAGGCGCAGGCCAAAAAACACGCCCUGAACUGCCACCCCAUGAAACCGGCCCUUUUCAGCGUCUUGUGCGAAAUCAAAGAGAAAACCGGGCUGUCCAUGCGCAGCAACCAGGAGGAGGAGCCCCCCGACCCCCAGCUCGUCCGAUUGGACAACAUGCUGCUGGCGGAGGGCGUGGCCGGGCCGGAGAAAGGAGGCGGGGCCGCCGCGGCCGUCUCCGCGGCGACCAGCUCGGGGGGCGCGGUGUCGCCGGACAGCUCGCUGGAGCACUCGGACUACAAGAGCAAGCUGGGCCAGAUCCGAAACAUCUACCACACCGAGCUGGAGAAGUACGAGCAGGCCUGCAGCGAGUUCACCACCCACGUGAUGAACCUGCUGCGGGAGCAGUCGCGCACGCGGCCCGUGUCGCCCCGGGAGAUCGAGCGCAUGGUGGGCAUCAUCCACCGCAAGUUCAGCGCCAUCCAGACGCAGCUGAAGCAGAGCACCUGCGAGGCCGUGAUGAUCCUGCGCUCCCGCUUCCUGGACGCCAGGUCAGGGGGCGGGGCUGGGCAGUCAGAGGGCGGGACUGGGGUGUGGAGUUGGGCAUAUGAACACUCUGGGUCCGACUCCGGUUCAGUAACGGUCCCGCUGUGGGUUUUCCAGGUGUCCAACUGGUUCGGAAACAAGCGGAUCCGCUACAAGAAGAAUAUCGGGAAGUUCCAGGAGGAGGCAAACCUCUACGCCAUGAAGACAGCCAUUGGAGCCACAGGGGGAGAGUCGCCUCACACACCCACCUCCACAGGUUCGGGGUCGUUCUCACUCUCUGGGUCAGCUGAUCUCUUCAUGGGGGUCCCUCCUACGCUGAACGGAGACCAGCAGCCGUAUCACCCUGGGACUCAGGAGUCUCAGGGACGCUUCUCGGAGAGACUCGGCUCCUCCCAGCUCUACAGCCCCAGAGAAGGCAGGACAAACGGCAGCUGGCCAGAGGGAGGCACGCCCCCCUCGGUGACAUCACCGGGCAGCGACCACUCGGAGAACUCCAACUGAUGGCCCCGCCCUCUCCUGCGCUGUGAUUGGCUGGAGAGGGGGGUGAGGGGGCGGUGACGUCGAGAGAGCUGACAGGUUGCAGCGGAGUGGAGGCGGAGCCAGAGAGGAGGCUGGGGCGGGGGGCAGGGAGGGGCUGAGUGAGACAGGGUCAUGCGAGGUGUGUUUUCUGUUUCUCUUCUGGUGUUAUUUUUCGGGGGUUGGAGUUUUUCGGGGUGCCUGUUGCCAGGCUCGGGCUGGGCCUGCGCGUGAGUGUGGGCGUGCGUCUCCAGUGUCCGUCUCGGUCU